AUGAACAACUUAUUAUUACAAUCAAUCUUAGGAUUAUUAAUUUUAUUUGUUACAAUUAUCUCAGCUUUAGCACCACACACAUUAAUAAAAAAAUUUAAAUUGGACAAUGAUGGAAAACCAAAUUUAUUUUUAAGUUUAAUGUGCUGUGUAGGUGGUGGUGUCUUUUUAGCUACCUGUUUUCUAGAUAUUUUACCUGAAAUUCAAUUUGGUUAUGAGGAUAUUAAAAAAAGAACUAACACAACAAACAAUUUUCCAUUUCCUCAGUUAAUGGUGUGCUUAGGGUUUUUUUUUGUAUAUCUUUUAGAAGAACUUUGUUCAAAAUAUUUUCAUAAAGAUGAUGAAUCAUGUAAUCAUGCAUUACCAAAUUAUAAUUCUGUUGAAACAAGUAAACCAUUAAUUCAUGAAAAUGAAGAAAAUAGAACUGUAAUAAAAGUACAAACUACUUCUACAGAAAUUCCAUGUUCAGAAACAACAACAAUUGAUUCACCAAAACAUGAUGAAAAGAAACCAAAUGAUUAUUUUAAGGCUUUGUCAUUUGCAAUUAUUAUGUCAUUUCAUUCUAUUUUAGAAGGGGUUGCCUUAGGAACUAAAAAUGACUUGUCUGGAACACUAGUUUUGUUUACCUCUUUAUCUCUUCAUAAAAUUAUUGAAGCUUUUGCUGUAGGUCUUCAAAUUUCAAAAACAAUUUCGGGUCGAUCAAAAUGGGCAGUAUUAAUACUUUUUAUUUAUGCAAUUAUGACUCCAAUUGGAGCAUUACUAGGUGCUGGAUUAAAGGAAUUGAAUAUAAAUGCAAUAUCUCGUGAUAUUGCAGUAUUAAUUUUAGAAUGUUUAGCUGCAGGAACAUUUAUAUAUGUUACGUUUCUAGAAAUAAUUGCACAAGAAUGUGUUCCAAAAAAUAAUAGAAUGUACAAAUUAGGUGCUGUUUUCUCUGGUUUUUUAAUAAUAGUAGCUCUUCAAUAUCAUAACCAUUUUUUUUAA
Strongyloides ratti is the source of this 978-nucleotide messenger RNA. Its product is annotated as Zinc transporter ZIP2. Lineage: Eukaryota; Metazoa; Nematoda; Chromadorea; Rhabditida; Strongyloididae. The transcript is spliced from 3 exons. Gene Ontology annotation, molecular function: zinc ion transmembrane transporter activity. Gene Ontology annotation, cellular component: plasma membrane. Gene Ontology annotation, biological process: zinc ion transmembrane transport. The record is from RefSeq and is a predicted model, not a curated record. Bases 1 to 978 code for a protein of 325 amino acids.